AUGCUCAGCAAGUUUGUUCCUGAAGUAAAAACAAAGUAUGAAUCAUUAAUUGAUGACUGGAAGACUUAUAAAAAUGACCAGAAAUUGGAAGAAAGUGCAAAUGAGGAUUUGCUGUUGGUAAGCUCAGAUGAUUUGUCCAAACUCGUCACCGAAGUCCAACAGAAGGCCACAGUACCACCAAAACCUAAAGUUACAAGAAGCAGCGCUGCUUCACUGCAUGCCACAGAAAAGCUGAAAGAGGAGUUAAAACAGUGUAGACAGCAGAUACAGAACCACAUGGCAGAAAUAUCGUAUCUAAGGACGCGAUGUGAAACAGCGGUGGCGGAGUGUCAGCAGGAAAAACAGGAGAACAUCCGAUUACGUCAUGAGGUGGAUUUGCUGACUCAGCAGUUAUCUCAACAAUCGGAGUACUGCUCCAGUCUUGGAUCCGCCUGCUGUACUUUGUUGUGGCGAGUGUCCAAAAACGAGAACACCAUACAGUCCAUACUUGUUGGGAGUAAAGUAGAGGAGUUCUUGACACUCAUUUCGAACACGCUCAAUAGUUACGUCAUGACUUACAAAUCUGAUUGGCCAGACUCCAAAUCGGAAGAGAGUCAGUUUGUACACGCUCUCUGUGGCGUCAUCACAAACAUUGCAGCCUCUGCUUUUGGACGCGAUUAUUUAAUUAACAACCCAUGUGGACUUCAAGUGAUUGACACUUAUAUUACUGUACUGGAACAGGCGCCCAACGGGAAAAGUGCACGACUAAAGAACCUCAUCGUGAUGGCGUUGUACAACCUAAGCAUCAAUCAGAAGGGAAUAAAAUACCUGUCCUCCAAACGAGGGCUCAUGAAGUUGUUGGCCUGGCUUCUACAAGACGAGACUGCAACAGAAAACCAAGUGAACACUCUCAGACUAAUACAAUCUUUGAUAUCGGUGGACUACAGCCUUAACAUCAUACACGAGCUAUUAGAAGAGCUACCCAAGUCUGUCCUUCAGGAGCUAGGGGUGGAUAAAAACAAAGAAAUCAGAGAACUGGUCAGAGAUAUUACAGACGACAUUCAGCACCAAGUUAGACACGAACAGUAACUCAACACAGACACAAAACAAAGAAAUCAGAGAAUUGGUUAGAGAUAUUACAGACGACAUUCAGCACCAAGUCAGACACGAACAGUAACU
Molecule: messenger RNA, 1158 nt
Organism: Saccostrea echinata
Lineage: Eukaryota; Metazoa; Mollusca; Bivalvia; Ostreida; Ostreidae
Product: heat shock factor 2-binding protein-like
Exons: 10
Coding region: 1-1068 (355 amino acids)
Cellular component (GO): cytosol
Source: RefSeq, a predicted model, not a curated record